ACUAAAUAAUAAAAGAUGGGGAGGAAGGGGAUGGGGUAUCUGGCUCUGAGAAGUGAUGACCCCGAAACUAGUGAGUUGAUAGAUUCAGAUAUCAAAGAGCUCAAGAUUGCAGCCAAGAGACUCAUCAGUGAUGCCACCAAGCUUGGUGGUUUGGGUUUUGGGACUGCUUUUCUCAAAUGGGUUGCCUCCCUUGCCGCCAUAUAUUUGUUGAUACUGGACCGGACAAACUGGAGAACAAACAUGCUGACUUCGCUUUUAAUCCCUUACAUUUUCUUCAGUCUUCCUUCAGUGCUGUUCAACCUCCUAAGAGGAGAGGUUGGAAGAUGGAUUGCUUUUGUUGCCGUUGUACUGAGGCUUUUCUUCCCAAGGCAUUUCCCAGAUUGGCUAGAGAUGCCGGGAUCGUUGAUCCUUCUUCUGGUUGUGGCUCCAAACUUGUUUGCGCACACGUUGAAGGACAGCUGGGUUGGCGUCUUGAUCUGUCUUCUCAUCGGUUGCUACCUGCUGCAAGAGCACAUCCGGGCAUCAGGUGGAUUCCGAAAUUCUUUUACACAGAGCCAUGGUAUAUCGAACACGCUCGGAAUCAUCCUUCUCCUGGUCUACCCUGUCUGGGCAUUGGUUCUCCAUUUCAUCUAAGCAUUCUAGUUAACAGCAGUUUCUACCAUUUCUUUGUGUCUCCAACAUUGAAACAAUUUCGAUUUUGUUGUCAAUUGUAUCCGUUGAUCAGGUUUCUGCUUAUUUGUAUACAACACUUUCCUUUUCUUCCAAUAGAUAAAGAAGUUUCUGGAAA
Molecule: messenger RNA, 787 nt
Organism: Pyrus x bretschneideri (Chinese white pear)
Lineage: Eukaryota; Viridiplantae; Streptophyta; Magnoliopsida; Rosales; Rosaceae
Product: cold-regulated 413 plasma membrane protein 2
Exons: 4
Coding region: 16-633 (205 amino acids)
Cellular component (GO): membrane
Source: RefSeq, a predicted model, not a curated record